AUGGGAGAAUCUCUGUUCAGGAAUAGUCUGAAAUGGCUGCUUUCUUUUCUUAUAGUCUCACAAGUCCAUGCUUUCUAUAUUCCGGUCUACUCCGAUAAUACGCAAUUGCAAUAUGCCUACUACGAUCUCCCUUUUGUCUGCCCACCCACGGGGAAAAGCCACGGUCCGGGUUUGCUAAGCGGCCAGAGCAUCUCGCUCAACCUCGGAGAAGUUCUUCGCGGCGACCGAAUCAUGACCUCAGACAUCGACCUUACCAUGGGACGAGACAAGGAAUGCAGUUUUCUUUGCGACAAGGUAGUUACAAGAAAAGGUCUAAGGAGGGCUAAGGAAUUGGUGAGGGAAGGAUACGUGGUAGAAUGGAUCGUGGACAAUUUGCCCGGCGCCACAAGCUUCGUGACCGUUGACAAGUCAAGGAAAUAUUACGCUGCUGGCUUCAAACUCGGAUUUACGGAUUACUCGUCGAGCACGGGAAAGCCGCGCUACUUCCUCAACAACCACCAUACCAUUGUGAUUCGAUACAGAACAGCGCCAGGUCGAGCCGGUGAGAAAGGAGGCAAAGUGGUUGUAGGCUUUGAGGUUUAUACCAAGAGUAUCGGUCCAGACGUCAAGCGAGAAAACGGUUGCCCCGUCGGUCUUCACGAAGUUGAGGAUCGCUUCGAACUCUACAUCGCCCCAAAUAAGACGACCGAUUUCCAAACGCAGUAUGCUCAUUCAUCAUACCAUCCCGCGGCGAUUGAAGAGGGCGAUGAUGACGAUACCAUCUCCAUCCCGUACUCCUAUUCCGUAUACUUCCGCGAAGACGAGUCGAUCGAAUGGAACCGUCGUUGGGAUCUGUACUUUGUCAACUCGGAGGAAGGCUCUAGAAUCCAUUGGCUAGCAAUUAUCAAUUCCCUGAUCAUCUGCGGUCUGCUCACCGGCAUUGUCCUCAUGAUAUUAGCCAAGACGAUCAGAUCCGAUAUCAAGGGAUACAAGGAAGUGUCUAUCGAAGAUGGCAAGUUGCGCAAAGGAAAGCCCGCCAAACGUAGUCCCAAGUCCGAAAAGACAGGGUUGGGUGUCCUCGAGAGAGACGGCGAUGUGGAUGUGGAAAUCGAGAUUUCAUCUGAUGAUGAAGCGCUAGAGGAUGUCCCAGGCUGGAAACUUUUGCAUGCGGAUGUGUUCAGGAAACCCGCGUACGGCCACCUUCUCGCUCCACUCGUUGGGUCGGGUAUGCAGCUCCUUUUUAUGGCCGUAGGCUUGGUCCUACUGAGUGCCAUUGGCAUUUUGAACCCUAGUUUCCGUGGUGGUUUCCUCAGCGCUGGCUUUGGUCUUUUUGUUUUUGCGGGCGUCUUCUCUGGUUAUUUCUCUGCAAGAGUUUACAAGACUUUCGAUGGGAAAGACUUUGGGAAGAAUGCGCUGGUUACGGCGUUCCUGUUCCCCGGUCUCUUGUUCGGCCUAGUCUUCAUACUGAAUCUCUUCGUCUGGGCGCAAGCUUCUAGCACUGCCAUACCAUUUGGUACCUUGAUAGCUAUUGCGCUCCUGUGGCUUUGCAUCCAGGUCCCGCUAGUUUAUCUGGGCUCUUGGUACGGGUUCGUCCGCACCGGCGCCUGGGAACAUCCCACUAAAACUGCGAGCAUCCCCCGCCAAGUCCCCAACCAAGCUUGGUAUGCCAAGAAGUUGCAGUCGAUCUUUCUUGCAGGUCUAGUCCCGUUUGCUGUCAUCUUCAUCGAGCUCCUCUUCGUCUUCCAGUCGGUAUGGCAGGACAAGAGCGGAUACUACUACGUCUUCGGUUUCCUGGCUGUUGUUCUCGUCAUCUUGAUUUUAACCAUUGCUGAGGUCACGGUUGUUACCAUCUAUGUCCAGCUCUGUUCCGAGAACUAUCACUGGUGGUGGCAGUCUUUCUUCGUGGGCGGCGGAAGCGCCAUAUGGGUGUUCCUGUACAGCAUCUGGUACUACUUCGCCAACCUGCACAUAUCGGGCUUCGUAAGUUCCAUGCUGUUCUUCGUAUACAGCUUCAUGGCGUGCUGCGUGUAUGGGCUUCUUACUGGCACCGUGGGAUUCCUGACGGCUUAUGCAUUCGUCAGGAGGAUUUAUGGUGCUAUUAAGGCAGACUAA
Messenger RNA from Daldinia caldariorum, 2091 nucleotides. Its product is annotated as Nonaspanin. Bases 1 to 2091 code for a protein of 696 amino acids. Gene Ontology annotation, biological process: vacuolar transport; protein localization to membrane. The record is from RefSeq and is a predicted model, not a curated record. The transcript has 3 exons. Gene Ontology annotation, cellular component: Golgi apparatus; membrane. NCBI's taxonomy places the organism in Eukaryota, Fungi, Ascomycota, Sordariomycetes, Xylariales, Hypoxylaceae.